AUGAUGUCGCAACCCGUUGUGGCGCCGACAAGCGAGGCACCAGAUGAUGAUAUGAAGUCUGUCAUUGGUUCCGUAUCUCCAUCUGCAUGUACAAGUCUGGGGGGUGGUGUCAUCAGACUUAAGACUACCACGGUGCCUGUUCUCGCCUUUUUUAGAAGUGGGAAAAAAAUUCAAGAUAUUGUUUGGCCGAAAACCAUAGAAAUCAAAGGAAGAGUGAAAUGGGCGGUUUUUAAAAAAUUCCUCAAGGAUCUUCGUCACUCUCAAAACCGGUCAAUAAUGGUGAUUUCCCUGUUGUUGAAUGUUGAGUCUUCGAAAAAUGGCUUAGAGGGAAUGAAGCAGGUUGCAAAGAUGUUAAAAGUGAACAAAAGAAUUGGUUUAGCAACAACAGAAGAUGGUUCAUAUAUUUAUGUAUGUCCUGGACACAAGGACAUAAUAACAGUGCUUGCAAAAUAUGGUUUCUGGAAAGGUGCAUCAACAAUCGAUACAAACCAAGACUCAUUAAUCGGUUUUGUUGUACGGGACCGAAAAUCACCAGUAAACACAAGCAAGGGAAAGGUAAGUACUGCGACAAUACAAGAAAUCAGGGGCACUCGUGUGGAAUCACAAGAAGUGAUAUGCGAUAAGCAAUCAUACCCGGUUCAUCCUCUUUGCGCACCAGUAGAUGAUGGCCUAUACUUUCGGCGUCCUCCCAUGGUACCAGCAGAGCAAGGCUCAUAUUCUCCUUAUCCUCCUCCUGGACUACUAGGUCACGACUUCCAUGCUCGGCAUCCUCCUAUUGGACUAUCAGGUCAAGGGUUACAUCCUCAUGCCCCAGAAUGUCAAGGCGUCUUUCAUCAGCUUCCUCCUUGUGCAAGAGGUCAAGGCUUCAUUACCCACCACGCUCCCAAUUUUGCACUACAAUACUUCAGGCCCUUAACAGAUCAUGGAAACAACAAUGGUUCACAACACUUGAGGCCACCUAGCGGUUCUGCUCCUGGUCAUUUGUGGCAGAGAAUGUCGUGCGCAAGGUCCGGGAAUAAUCUUCCUGGUUUUGAAAGAUCAGAAAGUUUCUCUGGCUCUAGCUCCACAUAUUACUCUAGAUUCGAAAAUGGGUCGGGUAGCAUGCCUCCCAACUAA
Messenger RNA from Triticum turgidum subsp. durum (durum wheat), 1116 nucleotides. The record is from the annotation of a GenBank genome assembly. NCBI's taxonomy places the organism in Eukaryota, Viridiplantae, Streptophyta, Magnoliopsida, Poales, Poaceae.